Aethina tumida (small hive beetle) is the source of this 12936-nucleotide messenger RNA. RefSeq names its product basement membrane-specific heparan sulfate proteoglycan core protein (gene trol). Gene Ontology annotation, molecular function: protein binding; calcium ion binding. NCBI's taxonomy places the organism in Eukaryota, Metazoa, Arthropoda, Insecta, Coleoptera, Nitidulidae. The record is from RefSeq and is a predicted model, not a curated record. The transcript is spliced from 56 exons. The coding region runs from base 271 to 12048 and encodes 3925 amino acids.
GCCGCAUUCAAGUCCCGUGGUGCCAGGUGUUGUUUUGGGGGAGUCGCGUCCGUCCGUCGUCGCACGCGGAAGCCUCUCAGUCGCCGCCGUCCGAUAAAGUUUCAGUCCAGAGAACGUUGUUCAGUAGCGAGUCGCCCACGCAUGUGGUUGUUGUGACAGUUCUGUUUUUGAUUUGAUUUUGUGCGUUUUAUUAUUAUUUUUUAGUGGAUUCAUGACGAUAGAUAUGCCUAUAAUCAUUGAGUAAAUUGAGUAAAAUUUGGAAACGUCAAGAUGACGAGGAUCUCUAGUCCAAUUACCAUCUUUCUGGUCCUCGCCACUUGUGUUGCUGGCCUCUCAGCUUGCUCCAGGAACGAAUUCUCGUGUGGAGAUGGCAAUUGUAUUGAUAAUUCCUGGGUAUGUAACGGAGUGUCGGAUUGUGCAAACAACCUAGAUGAAGUAAAUUGCGCAGCACUGCCAUCGUGUAGGCCCGAUCAGUUCAAAUGUGGGGACGGAAAAUGUAUAGAUUACAGUAAAAAAUGUAAUCGUCAUUACGAUUGUCAUGACCAAAGCGACGAAAGAGACUGUAAAUGUUUAGCCACUGAUUUCCAUUGCAAUAAUGGUCAUUGUAUACCUCAUGAACAAAGAUGUGAUGGAAUACACAAUUGUCAGGACCAAUCCGAUGAAAUUGGCUGUAGAACACAACGGAGGUGUUACGGUCACGAAUGGAAAUGUCUGGAUGGCGGCUGUAUAGACCAAAUCCUCCGUUGCAAUGGCCGUUUAGAUUGUCUUGACGCGUCCGACGAAGUUAACUGUACUUGUUCGGCCGACGAGUUUCGAUGCAACGACGGCUCUUGCAUACCUUUAGCACAAAAAUGCAAUAACUACGGCGACUGUCCGCACAGCGAGGACGAAGAAGGUUGUCCCGAGUCCUGUUCGGACAAGCAGAUUCGCUGCAACACCGGACAUUGCGUUGACGGUGAACGUUGCGACGGAAUAAUCGAUUGUCCCGAUGAUUCGGACGAACGCAAUUGUACGCAAUGUGCCCAAUUCGAUUUUAAAUGCGACGACAAAACGUGCAUCAACGAACACUUGCGUUGCGACGGGCAAAGAGAUUGUCCCGAUGGAUCUGACGAGAGGGACUGCGCGGGUUGUCCUGGUGACCAGUUCAGCUGCGACGGAUCAUGUUUGGACAGGCAAAGAGUGUGUGAUGGUUACGUAGAUUGCUCUGACAAAAGUGAUGAAACCAACUGCGACAGGGUAACCUGCCUAAGCAGUGAAUUCUUAUGUCAUAAUAAUUUUACCUGCAUAAGUCAAUCAAGCCUUUGUGAUGGAAACCCAGAUUGCCCAGACGGCUCAGAUGAAAGUCCUUCCCAAUGUAGUGGAUGUGCCUCAGAUGAAUUCGAAUGUGAACCAAACGUUUGUAUUCCUUCUGACAGGGUAUGUAACAAUUUUCCCGAUUGUCAGAAUGAACUAGACGAAAAACUAUGUGGAUGUGAGUCAGAUGAGUUCCGUUGUGGAAACAAAUGCGUUUCAAACAGCAAGAAGUGCGACGGACGAAAUGAUUGCGAUGACGGUUUCGAUGAAAGUGAUUGUCCAGUUCAAUGUAAGGAAAAUGAGUUUAGGUGUGAUGAUGAUAAAAAAUGCAUCAAUUUAAGUCAAAUUUGCGAUGGUAUAAAUGACUGUCUCGACGAAACAGAUGAGCGUCAUCCAACAUGUAUUGCAGCUUGUCAGUCAUAUGAAAACAGAUGUAAUGACAGAGUAACAUGUGUUGAUCAAAGGAGGUGGUGUGAUGGAAACAGGGAUUGUCCUGAUGGUUCAGAUGAAGUGCACUGUAUUGCAGCUUGCCAGCCUCAUGAAAUCAGGUGUAAUGACAAUUUAACUUGUGUUGAUCAAAGAAGGCUUUGCGAUGGAACUUGGGACUGUUUUGAUGGUUCUGAUGAACGCCAUUGUAUUGCAGCUUGCCAGCAUUAUGAAAUCAGGUGUAAUGACAAUCUAACAUGUGUUGAUCAAAGAAGGCUUUGUGAUGGAACUUGGGACUGCCCUGAUGGUUUUGAUGAAAGCCAGUGUACUUGCCAGCCUCAUGAAAUCAGGUGUAAUGACAAUCUAACAUGUGUUGAUCAAAGAAGGCUUUGUGAUGGAACUUGGGACUGCCCUGAUGGUUCUGAUGAACGCCAAUGUAUUGCAGCUUGCCAACCUGAUCAAUUCAGGUGCAAUGACAAUGUAACAUGCAUUGAUCAAAGAAGGGUUUGUGACAUAAGACGCGAUUGUCCAGACGGUUCAGAUGAAUUAUAUUGUAGUUGCCAAAGUAACGAAUUUAAAUGCAAUGAUAACACGUGUAUCGAUGAAAGAAGAACUUGUGACGGAAAUCGAGAUUGUCCAGAUGGUUCAGACGAAAAUCUUCCUCAUUGUCGUCCCUCCUGCAAAUACGACGAGUUCACCUGCCGCAACGGCGUCCAGUGCAUCCCCCAAAGGGACGUCUGCAACGGUCGCGUCGACUGCACUGACCACUCCGACGAAGAAAACUGCGGUCAAACAUUCCGUUGUGGUCCUGGCGAAUUUCGAUGUGAAAACGGGCCAUGUAUAAGGGAGGAAAUGAGGUGUGAUGGCAAAGUGGACUGUCCACUUGACUCUAGCGAUGAACUCGAUUGCAAUCGGGUUGAUACCUCCCUUAAUCUGAAGACAUAUCCAUCCACACAGGAAAUCAAAGAAAAUAUUUAUAAGCUUGAUCGCGAGGUCGUCUUCCAAUGUCGUGACGAAGGAAUGGAAAGAGCCAGAGUCAAAUGGAUGAGGGACAACAAUAGACCUCUUCCACCUGGUUCCAGAGACAACAACGGCAGACUGGAGAUCCCCAACAUCCGCGUGGAACACGCCGGCAUCUACAUCUGUCAAGCUGUCGGGUACCCUCCAAACACUCCAGGAGCCCAAAUCUCUGUAACACUGCACGUUGACAAGUGGUCUCCACCACCACCACCACCAGUUCCUGCUUGUCAACCACAUGAAGCAACCUGUGCAAACGGCCAAUGCAUCGAUAAAUCCUUGGUGUGCAAUGACAAGUUCGAUUGCGCAGACGGCUCAGACGAAAACAGAUGCAAUGACUACUGCGAACCAAAUGAAUUCAGCUGCGGUAACAAGAAGUGUGUACUGAAGACCUGGAGGUGUGAUGGAGAUGACGACUGUGGCGACGGCUCCGAUGAGCAAAACUGCGGUACCACCCCACCAGGUUCUGUCUGCCAAUACCAUCAAUUCACCUGCAUGUCCAACAACCAGUGUGUCCCCAAGGGGUACCACUGUGAUAAUGAGAGAGACUGCAUCGACGGCAGCGACGAAAUUGGUUGCGCAAAACCGGUAAUUUCACAACCACCCCCGCCCAUGGUGACCCUAGUAGCAGGAGAGACCUUCCAAGUGAAGUGCACAGCUGUGGGAGUACCCGUGCCGGAAAUAGUGUGGCGCUUGAACUGGGGCCACAUCCCAUCAAAGUGCACCUACACAAACGACAACGGCUUCAGCAUUCUGACGUGCCCCGACGUACAAGUCACUGAUCAAGGUGCAUACUCCUGCGAAGCCAUCAACAGCAAAGGAUCCACAUUCGCCAUUCCCGACACCAUUCUAAUCGUCACAGUCACGUCCGUGUGCAGACCUGGUUAUUUCAACGUGGCCGCCACUCAGGAGUCCGAAUGCAUCAAGUGCUUCUGCUUUGGACAGACCACCGCUUGUACCUCCGCCGAUUUGUACAUCUAUCAGCUGCAACCUCCUUUCACCAUUUUGAACACUUUAGGUGUACGAGUUGAUCCUAGGACAAGUACUGUGGAGAUUCGAGACGAGCCCAUUUAUAGAGGUGCCAGGCCAGACGUCAACGUCAUUGACCGCAAUGGCGUUCAAGUAGUUCUACCCUCUAAUGUACAGCUAAAUCAGGACAACGUGUAUCCUUACUUUGCCAUGCCGGAGAACUACCACGGUGAUCAACUGAAAAGUUAUGGUGGUUAUCUGAGGUACAAGGUUGAACACAGAAAUGGGGGUUAUCCAACUGUUGGGCCUGAUGUUAUUUUGUCUGGCAAUGGCUACACUCUUUUGUACGAGUCGGAGAGGACGCCACAGCCCAACACGCAAACUGAAAUGUCAGUUAGGUUCUUCGAAGGAGACUGGGUUAUAAGGCACGACAAUGGACUUAGACAGACGGCCACCAGGGAAGAAAUUAUGAUGGCUUUGGCCGACGUUGACAACAUCUUAAUAAAAUUAUUGUACAACGAAGGUCCCUUGGACACCACCAUCAGGAACAUUGAAAUGGACACCGCUGACAGUAGAGACCGUGGCCUGGGUGCUGCCAGCUAUGUUGAACAAUGUAGUUGCCCCGCUGGAUAUACCGGGACCUCCUGUGAGAAAUGUGCCAGUGGAUACGUACGAUCAAAGAACGGCCCCUGGCUAGGACAGUGCGUCCCAAGGAGACACGAAGAGUGCAGACCUGGCGAAUUCGGUGAUCCAUCCAGAGGCAUCCCAUGCGAACCUUGUCCUUGCCCUUACACCAACCCCAGCCAACAAUUUGCUCGUACUUGUUCGUUGCACCCUGACGGCAACGUGGUUUGUGACUGUCAACCAGGGUACAUGGGAAGGAGAUGUGAACAAUGCGCCGUUGGAUACACCGGCAACCCCCUACACGGCAGUCCCUGCGAACCUGAACCAACAAGAAACUGCAGUGUUGGAGCUUCCCAUGAAGACAACGGAAACUGUAUUUGCAAGCAAUUCACAACUGGACCAACUUGUUCACAAUGUAAGGAAAACGCAUUCCAUCUGAGUGCCGAAAACCAACACGGCUGCAUCCGUUGCUUCUGCAGUGGAAUCACCAACCAAUGCUCAAGCUCAUCCUGGUACAGAGACAGAAUAUUCACCACCUUCCACUCCAACAUUCAGAGCUUCCAAUUGAUCGAUAUAAGUCGCAGAGAAUCCCCCAUCAACCCCCACUUAUCACUGGGUUCAAACCAAAUCACCUACAAUGCAUUCCACCCCGGAAGUAUCUACUAUUGGUCGCUCCCCUCUCGUUAUUUGGGAGACAAAGUCACUGCUUACGGUGGAAAACUGCGUUACACGUUAACACACACUCCGAUACCCGGUGGUAGUUCGAAGAAUUCCGCCUCCGACGUCGAAAUCUACGCUAACAAUAUGAAUCUGAGGUACUACUCUCGGGAACAACCGAAUCCAACCAACCAACCGCAGUCAUUUGAAGUACCUUUAUUGGAGCAGUACUGGCAACGUACUGAUGGCCAGCCAGCUGAUCGUGAGCAUUUGCUUAUGGCCCUGUCUGAUAUAUCGGCCAUUUAUAUCAAGGCUACUUACUUCACAAACACAAGAGAAGCUUCAUUGAUUGAGGUAUCACUGGAUAUAGCACGUGAAAAGAACACUGGAUUAGAAAGGGCUUAUGCUGUGGAGGAGUGUCACUGCCCACGUGGAUACAAGGGUUUGUCUUGCGAGGACUGUGAUUUUGGAUACACCAGGGUCGAGGAAGGUCUUUACUUCGGUCUUUGUGAACCAUGCAAGUGUAACGGUCACUCCAACGAGUGCGACCCGGAGACUGGCGAGUGCAAGAACUGCCGUGACAACACCUGGGGAGAGUUCUGCGAACUGUGCCUGGAUGGAUAUGAAAGAGAUUCGUCGGGCAAUUGUGUAUCAUCACGUGGACAAGAACUUUGCAGCUGCAGCCACGAAGGCUCGUUAUCGAAUGAAUGUGUCCGUGGUAGAUGCAGAUGCAAGAGCAAUGUGGUAGGAAACAAUUGUGAUAGAUGUCGUGAAGGUACUUUCGGUUUGAACGCCAAUAACGCUGACGGAUGCGAAGCAUGUUGGUGCUCUGGUAUUGAAACGUUCUGUUCAUCGAGCAGCUACUACGUUGAACAAAUCCCCAGUCAAAUCAUCGACAGCUCCACCCAUGGAUUCAGACUAACUGAUCAGACUAUGACACAACACAUUGACAGUAACUUCCUGCUGAACUCCUCCAUUAACCAAAUUGGCUACCGUUUCAACCCAAGCGACCGCACCACAUGGUACUGGGCCUUGCCAGCCAUAUUCACCGGCAACCAAAUCCGGUCUUAUGGAGGCAAACUCGAAUUCACCCAAGAGUACAGAGAACGUCCAGGCUCUGGCUACUACGAGGAUCGUGAUAUCAUAAUCAACGGACGUGGCCUCACCUUAUACUGGAGCAACCCGAGGAUCCAUCAAGGCCGUGUAUCGGUCACGCUUGCCCCCGAAUCCAAUUGGCAACGCAUUGAUCACUAUCGUCCAACUCCAGCUUCUAGGGAGGAUAUUUUGACCGUGCUAUCUGAUGUCAACUCGAUUUUGAUCAGAGCAUCUUUGGCCUCAGAGACUGACACGUCUUUCAUCAGCGACAUUACUUUGGACACGGCUGUAGAACAGGUCACUGAUCAAGGCAUUGCUACAAGAGUGGAAACUUGUCGCUGUCCAGAAGGAUAUUCGGGCACAUCUUGUGAGUCUUGCGCCUCAGGCUUCUAUAGAGACACAAACGACUACAGUGUGCGCACGUUCGGCUCCUGCAAAAGAUGUCCUUGCAACAACAAUGAGCAAAGCUGCAAUUUAGGUACUGAUGGAAGGGUCGAGUGUCAUUGCAAACCUGGAUACACUGGAUACAAUUGCCAGUCCACAGAUGGUCCAGAAACUCCUCCACCAUACACAGUUAGACCUGAUCCCUUACCUCCAACUAUUGAAGUUACCAUCACCACCCCCGAAAUUGAUAUAUAUGAAGUUGGAAGCACCGUAAGGUACAACUGUAGUGCAAGGUCCCUACAGUCACCAAGGACUGUUAAAAUACAAUGGUCCAAGGACUAUGGAUCAUUGCCAGACCGUGCCAUUGAUGAUGGACAUGGCAUGCUGAUCAUUGACAACUUGAGGGAGUCCGACUCUGGAACUUACACCUGCGAGGCUCAAGAUGGAUACAGUGUCAUGUUGAAACAUGUGAACUUGAAUGUCGGAGUGUCCAAUGGAAGACCCCCAGUCACAGACGUCCACAACAAGUUCGUGAAAGUCACCAAAGGACAAAUGAUCAGAGUUACCUGCGUGUCCCAGGGCUACCCCAUUCCGGACAUCCGCAUCGAGCGAGUCGACAACGGACGCUUGGGCCGAUACACCUUCGAAAACGGCGAGUUCCGCAUCCAAGAGGCGGAACUCAGCGACGAAGGCACCUACAGGUGCAUAGGAUCCAACCGACUUGGCGAGACUGAGUCCCAAUUUAAAAUACAAGUCCAGGAUGUACCCGGUAGGUUCGCCCAGGUUACGAUCGAGCCUUCGUCGUUCAACGGACAGAGGGGCGACACGGUGGUACUGAGGUGCCGAUCGGACGAUGGUAGCCAGCAGGUUAGGUGGUUCAAAGAAAACGGACGGUUGCCGUACAAUUCAAGGGAAGAUGGAGAUCAACUGAUUAUCAUGAACGCUAGUCCUGAGGACUCCGGUAUUUACACCUGCAAAAUUACUACGUACUCCGGCAUUUCUGGCUCACAAUCCGUUAACGUGUACAUCUCCCAAGGCCCAAUGCAAGGACAAUUCCCAACGGCAAGUGUACAACCUGAACGUGUAACCGUUUAUCAAGGAGAAACGAUCUCGUUGGACUGCAGAACCACCGGCGUACCAGCACCUAUAGUUAAGUGGAGCAAACUUAAUGAUCAGUUUGGACCUGGUACUGAACAAAUUGGUUCCACUUUAUACAUCAGAAAUUCCAGAGUUCAAGACAUGGGUACUUACAUGUGUACUGCCACUAAUGACAUGGGUCUUUCCCAGGCCUACAGUCUUGUAGAAAUCAACCGACUCGAAGUACCGGUGAUAUCAAUUUACCCCACGUCCACCGUCAUUAUAAACGAAGGCAACAGUUACACCAUCCAGUGUAGCAUCACAGCUGGAAUACCAACACCUGAAGUCACCUGGAGCAGAAACGAUGGACAACCUCUAAGUUCCAACCUUGAGCAAAUGCAAGGUGGAACCCUAAGGUUUACUCAAACAACCGUACGUGACGCUGGUGAUUAUGUGUGUAACGCCAGAAACGAAGCAGGUCAAGCUUCAGCCACAGCCCACGUCACAGUUUACACCGUGCCAGAGGUACAAGUUUAUCCCAGCGAAGAAAUUGUGAAGAGAUACGUCAAUGACCAACUGGUGUUGCAAUGUACUGGAUACGGUACUCCAAAACCAAGCGUUUCCUGGCACAAACAGUCGGAUUAUCCGUAUUCAUUAAGUUCUGCGGAGUCUGCAGGAUCUAACACUGCAGUACAAGAAUUCAACAGAUUAAGGACGGAAGAUGCAGGUACUUAUGUAUGUACGGCUCGCAGUGCUGGAGGACAAACUCAAAAGAUAGUACGCUUGGUAGUAGAUGAAAAGCCAGCAAGAGGUGAUAUCACAGGUGAAGAUGCAACAAUUGGAAGUCCUGACAUACCAUGGAAGCAAUUACCAACAUACUCUGAGAAGUUCACCGCCCCUGUUGGUACUAAAGCAGAGCUAAUAUGUCGCGUUAACAACAAAGAUGACAACGUCAAAGUUACUUGGGUUCGAAGCGACAAUUCAUCCUUACCAAGCCAAGCGUUCAUUAAGAAUGACGUCCUCUACAUUGAUAGAGUCGAACUGGCCAACGCCGGAGAAUACAAAUGCAUCGGAACCAAUCCUUGGACCGGCCAGAUCCUCUUCAGUAUAAACACUUUCUUGGAAGUAACUGCACCUGCUCUUAGUAUUAACUUGUCGCCUCCAAGCCAAGUGGUACGUCCUGGUCAAGACGCCUCAAUCCAAUGCACAGCAGUCGGUGAACAACCUAUCCAAGUCUUCUGGACUCCAGUUAACAGAAGCAUGCCAGCUUCAGUCACCACAAGAGACGGUUAUAUACAGUUCAGUAGGAUACAGUUCAACGACGCCGGUACCUACAUGUGUACCGCCAGGAACCGACUGGGAGAGGCCCAUUCUGUUGCUGACGUCAAAGUUGUCGACAACACCCAAAAACUGAUAACCGCACAGAAGAGGCAAGUGGAAACAAUGAUCGGUACGACCACCACCAUAAGAUGUUUAACGCAAGAAGUGAACGCCCCUAUCAACUGGUACAGAGAACACAUGGACUUGCCCGCCAAUUCCAGACAAAGCGGGGGCAACUUGGUCAUCUACAACGUCCAACCUGAGGAUGGCGGAAGGUACUUCUGCGAAGUCUUCACGCAGGGUACCUCCACCAGUGACUACACUGACCUCGUUGUUAACAAACAAGGAAUAACAUGUAAGGAAAACCAAUAUGUUUGCGGUACCCGAGAAUGCGUGCCACGUAGUGCAGUCUGCGACAGCCGGAGAGACUGUAGAGACAACUCGGACGAAGAGUUCUGUUAUAUCAGGACACGACGUGGACCAGCAGUUGUAAACGCUCCAGUACCAGAAUUAUUCGUCACCCCAACAGAAGAGACCUACAGAACGGGAGACACCGUCGAAUUCAAUUGUCAAAGCAGCGAACCCGGUGUCAUAACCACCUGGUCUAAGGCAGAUGGUCGUUUCGCCAGCAACGUCCAAAGUCACGGUGGUUCCUUGAGGAUCUACAACGUGCACCGCGACAACAGCGGCCUCUACAGAUGCGAAGCAACUGGCCACCAAGGACCAUACCAUAAAGAUCAAUACUUGAACGUCAUAGAUGAGCACAGAGAUGAACCAGUUAUCGAAACCAAAACAGCCCCAAGAGGUAGCUCAAUCAUCUUAGAAUGCAAACCUAACUUCCAAGGACCAAUCUCGUACUUGUGGACGAAGCAGAACGGCAACCUUCCCAGCGACGUCGACAUCUACAACAGGUCCAUCACUAUUUACGACGUGAGCAGUGCUGACGCCGGCACCUACUUGUGUUCAGCUUCAAGCGGCAACAGAAAUACUCAGAAACCCAUCAAGUUGAGCGUCACCGGCAUUGUCCCUUACUUCACCCAAGCACCCAACAGCUACAUCGCCCUCCCCACAUUAAACGACGCUUUCGUGCAGUUCACCAUCGAGAUAUCAUUCAAACCCGAGAACGGCCAAGGUAUCAUCCUGUACAACGGCCAACGCUACGGCGACUUCAUCUCACUCACCUUGGUCAAUGGUGUCCCUGAAUUCAAAUACAACUUGGGCUACAGCACGACCACCGUACGGGCAGAACGCCCAGUAGAAAACCAGCAAUGGCACAACGUCAAGAUCAUCAGAAACAAAAGGAAGGUGUCCAUGUACGUCGACGGUCUUGGCCCGUACAUUGGAAACGCUGAAGGCAAGGUACUGGGAUUGGAUUUGGUGGAGAAUCUGUUCCUGGGCGGAGUCCCAAGUCCCAACUCCAUCAACCCUGAGGUCGGCAUGUCCGCCGGCUUCGUGGGUUGCAUCAGCCUCUUCAAGAUCGGCCAGACCCACGUAGACAUCUUAAAGGAAGCCAUCGACAAAGUGGGAGUCACCUCGUGUGAGACCUGCGCAGAGAACAAGUGCCAGAACCAGGGAAUGUGCCAGGAAGACUUGACCAAAGAAGGCUACAUCUGUAUCUGCCCUAAGGAGUUUAGCGGACCCGUUUGUAAUAAGCCCAAAGGGGAAGCCUGCUCACCAUAUGCUUGCGGAAGCGGAAGAUGCAUAGACAACGAAAGGAGUUUCGAGUGCAUGUGCCCUCUAGGAUACGCCGGACAAAGAUGCGAGCGCGAGAUCAAAAUUAUGGAGCCAGCUUUCCGCAAAGGCUCAUACAUCGCCUACCCACCAACGAAGCUUAACCGAAGGCUGAAAUUCACUCUAAAAAUCAAACCUAAGACUCUUGACGAUGGCCUGUUGCUUUACACCGCUGAAACCGAGGAAGGACACGGAGAAUUCUUGAGUUUGGCUAUCAAGGACAGACACUUGGAGAUGAGAUACGACGCAGGAAACGGUCCCACCGUGAUCAGGCAGAAGGAAGAGUUGGUACCUAACCAGUGGGCUGUUUUGACAGCCAGUAGGACACCUUAUGAAGGAAGAUUGGUUGUGAACGGAGCGACACCUGUCAUUGAAAAGACGCAAAAUAGGAAGGUUUUAAAUUUGUUGACGCCUGUUUAUGUAGGUGGCUAUGACAAGAGUCGCAUGAGGCUUAAUGAAGGCACUGGAGUUGAAACCGGAUUCGAAGGAUGUAUCUCACAGAUCAGCCUCUCUGGAAUGAACUUAAAUUUGAUUCAAAGCGCCAACGACUCAUCAAAUGUGGAACAGUGCACAGAAGGAGACGACUUCGAUAAUAACUUGUAUCCAUCAAACACCAACUUUGAUCAGACUGGUUGUUCCAGUAAUCCUUGCUUACAUGGUGACUGUUACCCACUUUCACCCAUCGAUUACCGUUGUUCUUGCAGACAAGGAUACAGUGGUAAAAACUGUGACGUUCCUGAAAAUACCUGCGCCAACUCACCCUGUAAAAAUGGUGGAUCAUGCAGGGAAACGUCUACAUCAUUUGUGUGUGACUGCCCAUUGGGCUACACCGGAAACCACUGCGAACAAACAAUUAUCCUGAAAAACGACGUCAGUUUCGAUGGAACAGGCUAUUUGGAAUUUAACAAAGAUUUGCUGCAAAAUGAGGAUGGCAUUGACGAACAAGUCAUUGCUCUAGAACUAACAACGAACCGCAGCACUGGCUUAAUCUUCUGGUUCGGACAAAGACCCAAUGAGGACGGACAAGGACAAGAUUACGUGUCUUUAGCAAUCAUCAACGGUUACUUGGAGUACAGCUACGACUUAGGGCAAGGUCCGGCGAUAAUCCGCAACGAAAGGGUGCGCGUGGACGACGGCAACAGACACACCGUCAUCCUGAAGAGGCUGGGCAAACACGGCAUCAUGGACGUGGACCACGGCUCAUCAGAUGAAGGUGACUCGGAAGGUCUGACCAGCACGUUAAACGCCGAAGGCAACAUUUAUCUUGGAGGCACGCCCAACAUCGCCUUAAUGACGGCCAACAGGCUCAGCACAGGUUUCAGCGGCUGCAUCCACGGAUUCGAGCUGCAGGACACCAAGACCAUCGACCUGGGGGAGAGGGCGAUCAACGGUGUGAACGCCAAAUCUUGUAUGAGUAAUGGAGGGAAUAUCCAGGAAAAUGAUCUUAUACACUAAAAUUAGAAUCAUCUCUUGUAGUUAAGUUAUCUCUAAGCGACCAGCUAUGAUUUUCUGCGUGAUAUUAAAUAAAACUAAGCGAGGUAUCAGCACAACUAGUUAGAUAGUUAGUUAUAAAAUGUACGUAAAUAAACGCCGUUUUAUUUCGUAUCCCGCAAGUUAGCUUCAGUGUUCAUAAUAGUUGUGUUCAAUAAGUUAACAAAAGACGUAAAGUCAAGAUUUAUUUUUAUAUUAAGUUUCUAGGCCACUUUGGCCUAUGCUUAUAAUAUAGCUUUAAUUUGCUUAAAAAAAACUAUGUUUCAAACUGCCACUUUUAUACUUGAUUUUUAUUAUGUCAUUUUUUUUAAAUAUUAUUAACUAUGUAAGAAACAUUUCGUGCCAUUAUAGUUCUAGGCAAAUUGAUUAAGUAUGUAAAUCUGUGCUUAUGCAAGCAAUUUAAGGUCCAAAUGUGAGUUAACUUCUGGAAAUUUUAUUCACUCGGUGCUACAAUUUUAUGUAAAUUAAUUUUCUCUUUAGUUAUUGCCUUCAACAUCUAUUAUAUUAAUUAAUGUGAUGGGAUAAAUUGAAACAAAAACGUAUCAACAAUGGUGAUGAUAAUAAUAAAAUAUGUAUAAAUUUUCAAAAAACAUUUUUUAACAGUAGGUAUUAUUUACCUGUUUUAAUACAAUUUGCCAGAAUAUCCUUUGAUGAAAUGUAUGUGCAUCUCUCAUUAUGAUACUUAGGUGAUAAGAGGCAUUUAUACUUUUUUUGAUGUAUGUAAAAUCAUAAUGUAUAUACCUACCACCAUCUAAAUCAUAAAUGCCUCUGAUAUGCAUUAUUUGUAAUUAACAUGUUAAACAAUGCAUUUUCAAUAACUAAAGACAAUAAAUAUUAAAUACCAUAAAUAUA